AUAUAUGAACUCUGUGGUGCCGUCCAGGAGCGAGAUAAUCAGAUCAAGAUGCUGAGCGAGCAGGUGGAGCAGUACACAGGAGAGAUGGAAAAGCACGCUCGGCUCAUAGAGGAGCUGAAGAUGUCCACAAACAAAGAUAGAGGUGCUCCUUCGACGUUACAGCAGAGGAAGAUGGAGGAGCUGCAGUCUAAACUGAAAGUGGCGGAGGCCAGAGCGACGGAAGCAGAGCGGGCCUUCAGACGGGCAGAAUCACAUGCUGAGGAAAAAGACAAAGCCUUUAUUGAGGCGUCAAAUCGCCUGAGCCAGUACGAGUCUGGCACUUACGGCUUGGAAGCAGCCAUUGCCGAGAUCAAAGAGUGUAACAAUCAAAUUAGAAUGAGAGAUCGUGAGGCAGAGGCCAUGACCAAAGAGAUCAACCAGCUCGAGCUGAGAAUCAAUGACCUCAUGGAUGAAAACGAGGAGCUCCGGGAAAAACUGGGUCUGGAGCCAAAGCAGGAAGUGGAUCUGACAGAAUUCAGGCGCGCCAGGGAUCUCAGGCAGCGCCAGUACAAAGCCGAAAACCAAGUUCUUGCCAAAGAGAUUGAGCGACUGGAAGAAGAGCGGCUGGAGCUGAAGAAACAAAUCAGGCGCUUGGUGAAAGAAAAAGCUGUGCCUGCUGGAAUCCCACAGUCAAGUGUGCAGCUGCAGGAAGAUGUCUGGUCUGGCAGAAAAGAAGAGGCACAAGGAAGAAUCUACACUGACGACAAGAUCAGACAAAAGAAUGAAUACCUAGAGAAAGAACUGAGCAGCAAGAAGAGGGAGCUUGAACUUCACAAGUCCGAUUUUCAGGCUCAACUGGCAGAGCUGUCCAAAGCAAAGACAGACUUGGAGGCUACGCUGAAAGAGGUUCUUCAGGCCAUUAGGACGAGUCAGCAGACCGGUUCUGAUUCUGUCACUGCCAUCAGUAUGAAAAGCUUGUCUAAUGUGAGUAUCAAAAAAAGCUUGAGAUACAGUUCUUUAUUUCAUUUUUUGUCCUCUUACAGCUACACAACUAUGUCUGUUAUAUCCUCACCUUCCAAAAU
Poecilia latipinna (sailfin molly) is the source of this 1061-nucleotide messenger RNA. RefSeq names its product centrosomal protein of 290 kDa-like. Gene Ontology annotation, biological process: camera-type eye development; ciliary transition zone assembly; kidney development. The record is from RefSeq and is a predicted model, not a curated record. The annotation marks the transcript as partial. NCBI's taxonomy places the organism in Eukaryota, Metazoa, Chordata, Actinopteri, Cyprinodontiformes, Poeciliidae. The transcript has 9 exons. Gene Ontology annotation, cellular component: ciliary transition zone; centriolar satellite.